Messenger RNA from Molossus molossus (Pallas's mastiff bat), 1095 nucleotides. RefSeq names its product P2Y purinoceptor 3-like. Gene Ontology annotation, molecular function: G protein-coupled receptor activity. The record is from RefSeq and is a predicted model, not a curated record. Gene Ontology annotation, cellular component: plasma membrane. Lineage: Eukaryota; Metazoa; Chordata; Mammalia; Chiroptera; Molossidae. Gene Ontology annotation, biological process: G protein-coupled receptor signaling pathway.
AUGCUCUGCUGUCCGUUCUGUGUCCUCCCAGCGGAAGCAGCAGGAGCCGCUGUGCUCCCAGGGGGAGCCUCCCAGGAGAUGGAGAAGCUGGACACUAACACCUCAAAGGAGCGAGGGCUCUGCCAGCUCUCCGAGGACUACAAGCAGAUCUACCUCCCCCUGACCUACAGUGUCAUCUUCGUGCUGGGGCUGCCCCUGAAUGGCAUUGUCUUGUGGCUCUCCUGGCGCCAAACCAAGCGCUGGAGCUGUGCCACCAUCUAUCUGGUGAACCUGACGGUGGCUGAUCUGUUCUAUGUGCUGACGCUGCCCUUCCUCAUCAUCACCUACGCCCUGGACGACAGGUGGCCCUUUGGGGAACUGCUCUGCAGGCUGGUGCGCUUCCUGUUCUACACCAACCUGUACGGCAGCAUCCUGCUGCUGACCUGCAUCUCCGUGCACCGCUUCCUGGGCGUGUGCCACCCUCUGAGUUCACUGCCCUACCGGACCCGCCGGCACGCCCUGCUGGGAGCAGCUGCCACCUGGGCCCUGGUGGUCCUGCAGCUGCUGCCCACGCUGGGCUUCUCCCACACGGACUACAUCGACGGCCAGGUGGUCUGCUACGACAUGACCAGUCCGGAGGACUUCCCCCAGUUUUUUGCCUACGGUGUGGUUCUGACGCUGUCUGGCUUUCUUGCCCUCCUUGGUGAUCUUGGUGUGCUACUCGCUGAUGGUGAGGAGCCUGGCCAGGCCAGAGGAGAGCCUCGCGAGGACGGGCCACGCGGCCCGGGCCAAGUCCAUCCGGACCAUCGGGCUGGUGUGCAGCCUCUUCGCCCUCUGCUUCGUGCCCUUCCACGUCACACGCUCCGUCUACCUCACACUCCGCUUCCUCGCGUCGCCCGACUGCCAGCUCCUGAUGGCGGCCAGCGUGGCCUACAAGGUAUGGAGGCCUCUGGUGAGCGUGAGCAGCUGCCUCAACCCAGUCCUGUACUCCUGUCGGCUGGGAACAACAGAGUCAGGCUCUUCCCAAAACUGAGGCCUGACAAGGGGGGUGAGCGCCCAGCUGGAGCCCGGGGAGAGAGGCCCAGGGGUGGGCACAUCUGGGUGCUGUCAAGAUGA